Aphanomyces astaci is the source of this 865-nucleotide messenger RNA. RefSeq lists its product as hypothetical. NCBI's taxonomy places the organism in Eukaryota, Oomycota, Saprolegniomycetes, Saprolegniales, Verrucalvaceae. Gene Ontology annotation, molecular function: acyltransferase activity, transferring groups other than amino-acyl groups. The record is from RefSeq and is a predicted model, not a curated record. The transcript has a single exon. Bases 68 to 658 code for a protein of 196 amino acids.
GUUCAGGUUAUCAUCGCUCGAACUUUCGAAAAAAUAAGCCACGAGUAGCAGCAGCAUCAGCGGCAUUAUGAUCCGCACUCGCCACGCCACGUCCGCCGACGAAUCUGCGCUCGUGACGUGCAUCAACGAGGCCUUUCGGCCAGCCAACCUGAACUUGAAGAAGCCGGAAUGCCAGCAUCGGUGCAACCUACACGAGAUUCGGCGGCUGCUGUCGACGGCCAACUCGACCAUCUUUGUGGCCGAGCAAGUCCUCGAGACUGACGCCGACGGCAACGCCGCGACGACGUCGUCGGUCGUAUCUGGCUGUGUGUACGUGUCAUGGGAGUCCUGUGACGACGACGUGCUGGUCGGGCAUCUGUCGUUGCUGAGCGUGCCCAAGGAAUUCUCCAAGCGGGGGAUUGGCAAUCGGCUCAUGGACGUCGGCGAAGCGCUCGUGGCGCGGCAGGCCACCGCCUUGACCCGCGACAUCCGACUGGAUAUCUCUGUGGUGUCGAUUCGAGACGAUUUACGAGUGUUUUACGAACGCAGGGGGUACAAAGCUACGGGGAAGGAGCUGGACGCGCCAGGGUUUGCGGCCACGUUGAACGACCAGCAUGCGCACAUUCGUCUGCUGGAGAUGCAACUGCAUGUCCCUGUUCUGGCGGGCUUUGGCAAUUAACAACAUGCGAGCCCCAUUCAAGGUGGGCGUGAUAACGUGCCACUACAUACUGCGGCUACUACUAUAGUACCGUCAGUACAUGCCACCCAAGGAAGUGUGAUAAGCUUGUCGAUGUAGUAAAAAUAUAGAGGAAUCACAAAACAGCUCUCGAUUUGUUGAGAUCGAUGCAUGCCUACCAAUCGAUCUGCACACGUUGCAAAUAGUGUA